GCAGCGUUUGUUACUGGAACGUCUUUCUGUGGGCAUUGCGCGUGCGUGAACGCCGACAGCGUUUUGUAGCGAACUGAGAGCUCACGCGCGAGAGGCCAUGGAUUCUCAGAAAGACAUUCAGCCUCCUAAACAGCAGCCGAUGAUCUAUAUUUGUGGAGAGUGUCACACAGAAAACGAGAUCAAGGCCCGGGACCCCAUCAGAUGCAGAGAAUGCGGUUACAGAAUCAUGUACAAGAAGAGGACCAAAAGAUUGGUCGUUUUUGAUGCACGAUGAGAGGAAUCUGCUGUUUUCCUGUUAGAAUGAGUUUUUUGUAUCACUGACUGUGUAAAUACAUGUAUGCAAUUUGAAUAGGCAGUAAUGGAUCGAAAUUGAGCAAAAUACAAUUUGCAAAAAACAAAUCUUGACUGGAUGUUUUCUUUUUGUAUUUGUGAUUUAAAAAUUAUAAAUGGAAAAAAAAAAAUAAUAAUAAUUUUGUAUGAACCCUGCUCUAAUGAAGUUGGGAGCUUUUAGUUUAGGAUGGAUGAAGGGGUUUUUCUGUUAGUAGUUGAAGUAGUAUUAGUCAUUGUUAAGGUGUGGUUACAUUACCAAAAUUUAAGUGAAAUGGGUCUAUUUUUUACGAGACCGUCUUGUGAAUGGCGUGAAUUCCUGUUGACAAGCAAAUACGAAUUAAAGCAUGAUAUUUGGUGGCA
This is a messenger RNA of Puntigrus tetrazona (Sumatra barb), 690 nucleotides long. It is a transcript of the gene polr2k, whose product is annotated as RNA polymerase II, I and III subunit K. The transcript has 4 exons. The record is from RefSeq and is a predicted model, not a curated record. The coding region runs from base 98 to 274 and encodes 58 amino acids. Gene Ontology annotation, biological process: DNA-templated transcription. Lineage: Eukaryota; Metazoa; Chordata; Actinopteri; Cypriniformes; Cyprinidae. Gene Ontology annotation, molecular function: DNA-directed RNA polymerase activity; DNA binding; zinc ion binding. Gene Ontology annotation, cellular component: RNA polymerase II, core complex; RNA polymerase III complex; RNA polymerase I complex.